CCUACCUACGACCCAUGCCGAUGGCAUCUCCUAGUACAGACCCGCCUUACCAUCCAGCUGAGCUCAGAUUGACCCGGUGUAUCGAUUCCCUUACCAAUCCCUCAAAUUCAGAUCGUCGCUGUACAGCCUGUUCUAAGUAAAGAUACCUCGGUCUCGUUUUAGCAACGAGAUAGUAUCAACGCCUGUCUUCCAUAGUCAACAAGAUGGGUUAAAAGGGGAGCUUGAUCCCGUUGGGAAUCAAACUUCAUCCAAGCAGACAACCACAAGCAACAACACAGAACCUUGAAACCUCAUCAAAUCUCCAGCACCAAAAUCUCGAACUCUUAAACUCCCAAACUUCAGAGCUCCUUCAUCUAUCAAAAUGCUUUUCACCAAGAUCUUCCUCUCUCUCGCCCUCGCCGGCGCCUCCGUCUCCGCGCUUCCCGUCGAAGAGAACGGCGCUUCUGUCGAGCUCGAGACCCGCGCCACCGAUGUCACCUGCACCCCUAAGAACAACCAGUCUCCCACGAAAUCGUUUAAGGUCAGCAUGAGCUAUGCUACCGAGCAGGCCAAGAAGGCCGGCUUCGCUAAGGGCAAGAGCGGCGACCCUCACAACUACGGCAACGGCGACAAGAUCCAGUGGGGUGUCAAGGGUUGCAACACCAAGAAUGCCCAGCUGUGGGAGUACCCCAUCUACUGGGAUGGCAAGACGGAAUGGCAGAAGGACGGCCAGUCUAGCGGCCAGUCUAAGACACCCCUCCGCGUUGUCUAUAUCAUGGACAACGGUACCCACGACAAGAGGCCCAAGGUCUGCGGUGUCAUGACGCACUCCGAGGUCGACAAGGACUACCAGGGCAAGGACUUCUUCCAGAAGUGCACUUAAGCGGCAUAUUCCUAGAAUCGCCGUGAUCGCCUGGUCAUGGCCGGAUAUUAGACAUUGGGAACCUUCAUUGGUACAACAAAGAGUCCCUACACCUUGCUAGGACCACGUAUAUACUUUUCUUCAGAUUUUCGUGUUAUUUAGAUCAU
Molecule: messenger RNA, 1008 nt
Organism: Annulohypoxylon truncatum
Lineage: Eukaryota; Fungi; Ascomycota; Sordariomycetes; Xylariales; Hypoxylaceae
Product: Ribonuclease/ribotoxin
Exons: 2
Coding region: 362-862 (166 amino acids)
Molecular function (GO): RNA nuclease activity; RNA binding
Source: RefSeq, a predicted model, not a curated record